CCCUAUUGUCAUGAUGUAUGCUGGAAAUGAGAUUGAUUUCGAAAAUAUAUCUUCCGAAAAUUUUCCAACGGCUACGGAAAGGGCUCGGCUCGCGCAUCUUGAUCCUUCGGCUGUUACCAAAUAUUUUGACGUUAUGAUUAGAUGCAUUUUAGAUACUAUAGUUGGGUAUGGUAAAAAACAUGGUGGUGUUUUUGGUAAUGUAAAAAAUUAUUACGGCGUCGUCGAAUAUCAAGAUCGCGGAACACCUCAUUGUCAUUUACUUGUAUGGAUUUACGGCUCGCUUAAUCCAAUUGAGUUACGUCAAAAACUUAGAGAUGAUGAGACUUUUUCACAACGGCUACUUACAUAUAUAAGUGAUAUUGUUAAAGAAGAUAUCGGCUAUCUGCUUAAAAAAGGCGAAAUCUUGACGGAUGAAAUGCUUGAAAUAGA
Messenger RNA from Ambispora leptoticha, 429 nucleotides. Lineage: Eukaryota; Fungi; Glomeromycota; Glomeromycetes; Archaeosporales; Ambisporaceae. The record is from the annotation of a GenBank genome assembly.